AGUGUCAAAUGUGUGUGUUUUUAUCUCCCUCAAUUUUCUUGUUUUCUUGAUCUCGUUUGAGAGUAAAAUGGUACAAUCUAUGUGAAUAAACUCUACGACAGAAAUAAUCAUAAAUAGAAAUGUUUAAAGCGUUUAGUUGGCUAUUUUUAUUUUACAAAUUAUAACAGUUGUUCAUAGAAUAAAAUAUCAUAAUUUGAUGUUUGAAUUUUACUGUAAUAUAUAAUAAUAAGUGAAAGAUGCAGUACACAUAAUUUGUUUAUAAUACGAUUAAAACAUAAAUCAGAAAGUAAAAUGGAAGAAGAGUUAAGAUGCUACGUAUGUAAGGAAUUCUAUAGGGAACCAGUAUUGUUACCUUGUGGCCAUGCAUUGUGUCGAAUAUGUGCAGCCAAUCUUCAAACUCAUGUCCAUGAAACUGACAAUGCCUCUGCCGUAUCAUCAGAUUACCAGGAAGCUGAUAAAGCUUCCGUAUCAAGUGAAACAGAUAGUGGUGUCGUAUGUGGAUCAAGGCCUAAUAGUUACGCUGGGACCCCUGCUGCUCCUAUCUAUCCAACUGCAUCUUUUAGCCUCGUCUGCCCCGUAUGUAACAAACAGAUAUAUUUAGAUGACAAUGGAGCUGACGGGUUGCCGCCUUUUCGUGUUAUGCGCACAAUUGUCGAAAGGUUUGGAGGCGUUAAUAUUGCGCCCCCAGCUGAAGAAGCCUGUCAAAUGUGCGAAGGAGAGAAGCGUGCUGCAGUAGUAAGAUGUGAACAGUGUUCUGUGAGAUACUGUGCUAGCUGUAGAGAUGCGUGGCAUCCAACACGUGGCCCACUGGCACAACAUGAACUAAGAGCCCUUGGGACAACAUGUGUGGAUCAUGGUUCCACUCCUGUUUUAUAUUGCAAUACUUGCCUCAUCCCAAUUUGCCAGAGAUGUCUUGCAGAACGUCAUUCCAACCAUGAAACUCAACCUCUUUCUAAUGCAGCACGAGCCCAUAAGACUGAUUUAUCACAAUCACUACAACAACUCUCGGAAGAAGCUAAAGCGGUGACUGAGUAUAUCCAAUUAGUCAAAGGGUCUGGAGAAAAAGUAAAUGAUUCUUGUGAAGAAUUAGAGAGACAAAUAGAUCAAGCGUGUUCUGAAAUCACUCGUGCAGUUGAGAGACGACGUGAUGAACUUGUAAGAGCAGCAAGACAUACUCGAACACAGGCUGCAAACAACAUGCGAUCUCUUACAGCUCAUGCUGCACAGAAGUUACGUGAAGCAACUGCAUUAUUACACUUUUCUAUUGAAGCCUUAAAAGAAACUGAUCAUGCUGCCUUUUUACAGGUUGGUAACAUUUUAUCUGCUCGCGCACAAGAAACAGCUACCGGGCUACGAGAUUCGUUAGAAUCCCCUCCAUCUCCGCCAGCUCUAACACUCGACAUUGAGCCUGUCCUACGCACUGUAAAAACAAUGAACUUUAUAGAGUGUAUACCCCCGGAAAAAGAAAUGAAAUCAUCAGCUCCCGGUGCACCAGAGAUGGCAGUAGAAGCGUGCGCCGCCCGCGGUUGUUCGUGCACACUGGCUUGGCGACCGCCGGUGGCGCCACACUCCGUGCGCGGAUACAUCUUGGAACUAGAUGACGGGCUGGGAGGACCUUUUCGGGAAGUUUAUUGUGGCCGUGAGACUGUUUGCACGGUGGAUGGUUUGCACUACGCGUCUUUAUAUAGCGCGAGAGUGAAAGCCUUCAAUGGAGCUGGAGAAGGACCGUACAGUGAAGUUAUCGGCCUACAAACAUCGCCAGUCGCGUGGUUCUCGUGGGACGCGCGGUGCGCGCACGCGGAGGGCGGGCUGGCGCUGGGCGCGGACGGGCUGAGCGCGCGCGCGGCGGGCUGGCAACCUCGCGUGGUGGUCGCGGACCAGCCGCUCGCGCGCGGCGUGCACUACUGGCGCCUGCGCCUCGACCACUACGACGGCGACGCCGACCCCGCCUUUGGGAUCGCGCGCGCCGACGUCGCCAAGGACAAGAUGCUCGGCAGCGACGCGCUAGGCUGGGCGAUGUACAUCGACGGCGUGCGCUCGUGGUUCGUGCACGGCGGCGCGCACGGCGGCCGCGCGGCGGGCGGCGUGGCGAGCGGCGCCACCGUCGGCGUGCUGCUCGACCUCACGCGCGGCACGCUGCGCUUCACCGUCGACGACCGCCCGCAGGGCGACAUUGCAUUCACAGGCCUACGCGGCGCCUUCUACCCCGCAGUAUCAUUAAACAGAGGUGUUGCCAUCACAUUACAGCCGGGAUUGCCACCACCACCCGAUUUACUCAUGUCUAAUUUAUCCAUUGAAUGAAAUCAUGAGACAUACACGAGCCCGCAUGACAUUAUCAACGUUAUGACAAACGAUUAAGUUAAUACAGGGUGAAUUUUAAUAAAUAACCAAUACAUAAAAAUUGAGAUCCGACAGUCAAUAAGAACAUUUUUGGCUUCUUAUUGUAAUGACUAAUUGCCAUUGACUUUCAUUCUCGUAUUAAUGGGCAUUAUAUAUUUUCAAAUCAACAAUAUAUUGCUUUUACUGAAGAUUAUUCACUGGAUGUAUGGAGAUCUCAGAAAUGCGUACGACAAAUGCAUUGUACUUAUCAAGUUAAAGUGCCCAAAUUAUGUUUUAAUUUCUGAUAGUGUUCAUCAUAUAAUUAGUAUGUAUUAUGAAUUUUUAAACACUUGUAUAUCGAAUAUAAAUAUAUAUCAACCUAGAUUAAGAGCUACAUAAACCUGUACUUACAUAUUUAGCGAUUAUAACUAUUAAGUUUUUAUAUUCCAUAGAUAGUGGUUCCGAAACUUGCGUCUAUAGUUUAAUAUAAUAUAUUUAGCUAGGUUUUAUAAUCAUAUCUUAGAAUUUAAAAGUAUACGUUCGUGACUUAUGAAUAACUCGAUAGUAACGUUUAAUUACAUACUAGGCUGCUAUGAUUACUGUCUAAUCGUAAUUUCUGUUAUGAAACUUAGAUAGAAAUUUAAAAAGUAUGGUAUCUUAGCACUAUCACAACUGCUACAAAAUGUUUAUUUAGUUCAUGAGUAUUUAAUGUAUUUAUAACUGAUAUAGGGACCUGACAAAUGAAACAGAAUAUUCCAAACCCACCGGUUCAACAUUUAUAUAUAUUAAUUUUUACUAUUCUUCGUCCAGUUUGAUACAUCAGGUAUAGUGGCCCUUUAAUUUAUUUAUUUUCGACAAUCAGUAGCAUGAAAACGACAAGCAGCUGGCAU
Molecule: messenger RNA, 3209 nt
Organism: Zerene cesonia (dogface butterfly)
Lineage: Eukaryota; Metazoa; Arthropoda; Insecta; Lepidoptera; Pieridae
Gene: Trim9
Product: E3 ubiquitin-protein ligase TRIM9
Exons: 10
Coding region: 292-2301 (669 amino acids)
Molecular function (GO): protein binding; zinc ion binding
Source: RefSeq, a predicted model, not a curated record